Messenger RNA from Pseudogymnoascus verrucosus, 5109 nucleotides. RefSeq lists its product as uncharacterized. The transcript is spliced from 2 exons. Lineage: Eukaryota; Fungi; Ascomycota; Leotiomycetes; Thelebolales; Thelebolaceae. The record is from RefSeq and is a predicted model, not a curated record. Bases 365 to 4822 code for a protein of 1485 amino acids.
AUUAUAAUGGCCCUAAUGUCUCGUCUAUUGAUUUUGCCGUUUGAAACUAUAACUGUAAGCCUCUUUGCAGUUUUAUCCAUGUAGUGCGUAGAUGUGUACCAGAUAAUCUAAGUACAAGCGUUUUGGUUGCCCCUCCGACGAGAUCCAGCCCUGCCCGGUGAGGCCGCCCGGAACAAACCGACCACAGAAACCGAUGAUCACUAGGCGUCGCAUAAUCGAGCGCAAAGACUAGAUCCUCAAGAAGAGUCUGGUGCUCUACAGGCUCAUGUCUAGAGCCAGAAAUCUUUCAAUAGGUCGUCGCGCGUCGAUGCCUGGGCUACAACUUUUGAGACAGCUAUAGGCGGGGUCCUCGAAUAGAGAGGACAUGCCUACCUGCGAAACAGAGGACGACGAUUCGGCCAAACCCCAAGCUCCAACUACGCCGCAACGAUCCCCGGCCGUCAGGCAUCCCAGGAAUGGCAGUGGUGACGGGAAGGCGGCAGCAAACAAAGUAUCUGGCCCGCGCAAUGCGCCAGUUCGAGGGAAGGGGGGCGGAAAGAAGCCGGAGCCGACGCUGUUGGCGGACUUUCUCCUAGGACGACCGUCUGUUGAUCGAACGCGGCGCAGGAGUUCUGCCGUUGCUCCUCCUGCAGAGUUUAAAGCUAGUGCGGUAAACAAAUUGCAGCCGCCAGGCGGAGUCAAAUAUAGGGUGAAGCAAUGGCAACAAUCAAGCGCGGCUGCGGUGAUCGAGGAUCCGGCAGCCCCAACAAAGAAACCGGAUGGCGGAUACUUGAGUAGCGACGUGGAGAACGAGCAACAACCGCCCGCAGAACCACAUCUUGCCGUCAAACCCGAAAAGAGAAAAAACGCCUCGCCUCUUCCCCCGAGGGCGAGAGGCACGCCUAGGAAGAGAGUGGUUAGCGAUAGCCACUGGGUCAGGAACCGAAAAAAGAGCCCACAAACAAAACAAGACCCCUUGCUAAAUCUAAUCGUCGACCCUGCCGCCAUCAAAAAGAGUCUCACAACAAAGGCUGCAGACACGGGGAAACGCCUCCCAAAAGACUUUGUGAAAUCCAACUGGGCCAAUCCGCCGCUCGAACGCAAAAUACAAGACUGGGCUGCGCGGAUCGAUGGACAUCAGUCUACCUCACACAGCGGUACUACCGAAGACGUGGCAGACACCUUGCCUACCUCCGUUUCAACUUCCAGUGCUAAGAAAGCAGAGACGCCUGUUAAGAAAGCCAAGAUACCUACAAAAGCAAAGACGCCAGAAAAGCUCGAUAAGUCGAAGCGUCUGCCAAAGGAUUUUGUUAAAUCCAAUUGGGCCAACCCACCACUGGAGCGCAAGAUACAAGACUGGGCAGAGAGAACAGCCAAACACAAUGAAAUCCCAGACGAAGAGAAUCCUGAAGAGCAGUCCGAAGACAAGCUCGAUGAGAAGCCCGGGGAGAAGCCUGAGGAGGAGACUGAGUCCAUAUCAGAUACGCCAUUACCUGCAAAGCCUACCAAUUUAAAGAGGACUCCGGCAAAGAAAAGCAAACCAAUCAAACCCAAAAGCUCUCCCAAGGAAUUUGUUGAAAAUCUUUUGGCAAAGCCACCUCUUGAGCGCAAGAUCCAAGGCUGGAUGGGACUCACAGACAAACUCAACGACAACAUGCGUGGAGAGAAGACCGAGACUGUGGUAUACCCCGAUUUAAGUGGCCCUGCUAAAACCACCACUUUGAAAAGGGGCCUGGCAGGAAGGAAAAGCAAGCCAAAGGGCCUUCCGAAGGAUUUUGUGGAAUCGAACUGGGCAAAUCCACCUCUUGAGCGCAAGAUGCAAGAUUGGGCAGCGCGUGUGAACGGGCAUGACACAGUUCCACACGAUGAAGAAGCGACAGAACUCGUGCCCGACUUACCGACAAAUCCUAGCAACCUAAACAGCAAGUCAGUCACAAGCACAAGAAGUCCAAAUGGGAUUCGGAAAGGAUAUGUAGAGGCCAACUCGGUCAACCCACCCUUUGAGCGCAAGAUUCAAGAUUGGGUUACACGAACAAACGAUUCAGAUAUAGCUCCGCAUGAGGAGAGAUCAAAAGUAACACCAAGGAAGGUUUCAAGACAUGUUGAGGAUGGAAAAUCAUCUGAAGUGCAAAAGAGCACAGGAGAAGCUGAACCUCUUGGUGUUGCUCGUGCAAAGGUUGUGAGGGAAAACCCCCUAAGUCUACCGCCUGCGCCUAGCGAUAUUGAUAGUGCCGUCGAUAUAAGGCCCAUGAGUCAAAACCAACUCAAAGAGGAGACAAUGGGAAAGGCACGUGAGAAUAACCCGAAGCGCAAUAGAAGUAAAUCGAAGAUUGGACGGAGGGGGGCUAUUCACGGAACAGUCAGGCCAAACGCUAAGAGGUUCGAUUCUGUGCAAGACCAGGACACUACAAAACAAGGCGACGAUACCAACAGCCAGCUACAGAGCCAGGUCGACAAGGACAGGGAGCGCCGUCUUGCGAAAGAAGAGAACGCAAGAAGGCAAGACAGGUUAGCUAAUAACAAGGAUCCAACAAGGUCGCGGGAUCUACGAACUCUAGCUCCCCUGAAGGGUGCACAAAUAGACCAGACGCGCCAGGUCAAAGCUAAAGAAUAUUUCGAUCUCGAUCUCCGACACUCGAAUGGCCAGCGCAUGGCAUGUGAAGUUGAACUCAUAGUCAGAGAUAGUGAUCAUGAUGCUGGAGAUAUUCUGAUCUGUGAAGUCAACGCCCGACGCAGCCACUAUCUGCUAUUUCAACCACUGCUCACCGAACAAAUUUCUGUCCGAAGAGGGGACAUGGAGGACGAUUUGAUUGUCAUGGCUCGCGGCCAGGAUGGAACUACUGACUGGCAAGAAUGUUUCAUAUUGAAGGCUGAACACGGAGACGUUGUGGACGAGUUUAUGGUCAUGUUCAGCGACAAGCCAAUUCCACCUGCUAUAUCACGCUUUGACCCUGAGCCCCUUGAGUAUGAUUCUCCUGGAAAAGCCUUGAUGAGCGGAGCACUGGUGUGCCCAGACUCACCAGAUGUGCCUAUUGGCGAGCAUGCAGGAUUCCGAGACCAAACUCCCCAAGCAAGCCCUAAAGCUGUCGACCCCUUUGUUUCGGGCGAUAGCCACUCUAAGGGACGAGCAGACUACCGUCUCUCUCUCACUCCAACACAAAGAGACAGAGCUAUUGAGCCUGUUUCACCACAUACAACACCAACAAGAUACCGACCUCGACCAAAAGAGCCUUCGCUUGCUACACCAACGAAGGCUUAUCCAAACCCAGCUUCAAAUGAGAAAUCAGUUUCACAGUCAACUUCAGUUGCUCCAGGUCACGCUUCAGCUACAGAGCCACCUCCACCACCUGCUCAUAAGCAAACAUCCUCCCCAGAUGUUGCCACGGAAUUGCAGUCAUCGCACAGCACAAGCUAUGAGCUAAAGCAUCGUCGGUCAUCCUCGCCCUUGAAGCACGAGUACCAGCCUUCCGACUACACAACUAGUUCGUCAACAUCUUAUGUGACGGACUCAGAAGACGAUGAUUCAUCUCUUGAGUCUUCAGGCGAUGGCUUAACAGGAACAGAAGACGUUGUAAGCCAACUGCAACAGGUGAACGAUGCUGUCCUUCCAGAUAUCCGUCUCGAGCCACCACAAACAUCAUACUGCUUGAAGUUCAAGGCUCACAUCUCAUGCUGGCGGGUACCUCCAGGACGAUGGGACGAUAUCCAUUUGAAUCUUUGCACGGUUGUAAUUACGCCAGGCUUGAUUGAGGCUUACCCCUUGGAGGCUUUUGACGCCUUAAGCACUGAUUCGCCGAAUAAUGCAAAGCCAAGCGGACGACCGCUCAUUGCGCUUGUCUUGACUCCGAUUGUGAUGCUCCGCCAAAGUAAUCCGUUGGAUAUUGAGAUACAUUCUCAGCCAUUAGAAACUUCCCUGUUGAAGAGCACCCACAUUGUCCGAUUCAGAUCUCGGAACAGAAGCGAAUGCAUGGCCGCAUAUACCGCUGCUAACAGGGCUAGACAAGACAAUGAGAAAUAUAAUCGCCUGCAACGUGACCGCGAAUUGAACGACUACGACGGACAAGCUGGCAAUGAAUGGGAUGAACGCAAGGCUCGCUACAGUUGGUUUGGGCGAAAGAAAAGCUACAGAGCGUCGGUUCGGGCUUCAUCCUUCUCAGGCUCCGAUGGAAGCACUUUCUCUCUCGGACGAACAGCGUUUAUGGCACUGAGACGCAUGAGCAAUGGGGCCAAUGGCCGUCUGACUCCAAAUAUGUCCAGGUUUGAGGGUGGUGGCCCCAAAUCAAGAGGCUCAAGUAUCUUCGCUACGGACUCGGCGCCGUCUUCAUCUCCUCGGACCCGAACGGAUUCAAGCAUGGCAGCAUCAGGCACCGGCAACACCUCAGUUUUCGACACAAAUAACUUGAUCAUCCGAGUUUACCGUGCCGAAGUCGCCUCUCGGUGGUUGGACUUGGGACAUUGCCGCAUAGUAAUUGGGGUGCCUCCGCCAGGGAUGUUCCCAGACACCCGAUUGAACUAUGGAGUUCUAAAGCACGUGACCCUGACCCACCAUACCGUGGAGAGACCAAAGCUCCUCGACAAGCACUUGGGUAUCACGAACCCUCCAAAAGAGAACAAGGAACAAGUUGUUUUCUUCGAUGGCGUCCUCGGCGCCCGUCGUUUCACUCGUGUAAACAAGAUCGGCAUCGUUAUGAACGUCGAGGAAGAGGUAUUUGGGCCAAAUGGCGAAAUCGGAAUGCCUGGAGCUGUAGGUGGAAUAGGAGCGAGGCAGAGGAAGUGGAUGUUCAAGUGCUCGAACUCUACUCAGGCUGGAUGGAUUUUUUCUUUGUUGGGAGGUGGUGGCUGAUCUAAUGGAACGAGACGGUGCUAUUAUGUAUGUGAGGUAUAUAUAUGGAAGAGGUUGACAUUCGACGAUGAUGACGCCACGAAGGCAUGCCAUUUUAGAGGUAUGAUGGGUCUGCAUAAUUGUUUCUAGCACUGAAUAUGGCGGGUUUUUAUCUGUUGGAGUAUUUAUGGUUGGCUGGGGGUUGGGUGGCUGGGAGGGUCUGCGGUUAUCGUUGGCUAUUAGAGCCUGUAUUGCAUAUUUUCGAUGUAAAAACAUCAUCCGUUUCAUAAGCAGAUAACAGAAUACAC